CAGUCGAGACAGAGGAGGGCGCGUGCGCUGAGGCCCUUGAAGAAUCCCCACCCGGAUCCCGCUCGAUCAUAUGGUUCCGCAGAGCAGACAUCAUACAAAAAAUAUAGCAUACGAAAAUGAGACGGCAGUGAUCUAUUCUGCGACUUCCACCCGCUGCAGAGUGAAAUCGAAGGGGCCGCGGGAGGAAAUGCGCGAAUUUGGCACGGAACAGUGAGCACCAAAGAGGAAGAUGUCAAGAAGCAAUAGCCGCCGAAAGCCUUUGGACAGCAGGGCCAGCAGGUACGCCGGCGUCCCUGGCAGCUCCAAGCACCAGCAGAUCGAAAUCAUCGUCGAGACCUUGUCAGGGACGGCCUUCGAAAUGACCGCCUCGCCCUCCGAGACGCUGCUUUCCAUAAAAUCGAAGAUCCAACACGUCGAGGGAAUUCCAGUAGCCCACCAGCACCUAAUCCACAAUCUCAAAGAGUUACAAAACGACACAGCAACCCUUUCUGAGUGCGGCCUGAAAAAUGGCUCUAAACUGAAACUGGUGUUGUCUCUUCGAGGCGGACCGAUUUCGACUCGUCGAAUACCAGUUCUCACAUGCAGUGGAGACGACUUUGAGCAAGAUUUCGAGCCUGUUCCUUCUGGCAGCCACAUAGUGCUGCUGACGCAAGAAGGAGAGUACCUGAGUUUGCUGAAGAUGGUGAAAAACGAGGAUGGUAGUUUUUCACCUCUCAAGGAAGACUGGCCUAGUCCUGAGUUACUGCUGGAGAACAAUGUGAGCGAUUUUGGGGCCGACCAGCGUUUGCCUUUGAUCAUGCCUGCUCCUUUGACUGAUACUCGAGAAGUGCAAAAUGCAAUCACAAGGAGCAAAAUCGAGGACCUGAAGCAAAGAAUUGAAAAACUCUCCAUAAAGAAAAAGACAAAAACUCUGCAGUUGCUCUCUCAGCAGCCAGAAGUUGCGUCUGAAAGUGACUUGAACAGGAAACCUUUGCUGCCGCCAAUCUCAACCCAGAAGCCACCAAACGACUGUCCGGACCCAUUGGCAAGCCCCACAUUCGUCAAGCAAAUCCACCUAAACCACUUUGUCCUUGACAAUCGACCUCGGACAAGCCCGGAGACACUGUACGUGGUGGGGCACAACUUGAAUCAGGCUGUCCAGAAGGAGGCCAAGGACAUGUGUCGGUUGCUGGGAGAGGUGCGUCGACGACAAUGGACUAAAGCGUCUACAUCGGAGCCACAGCCUGCUCAGCCGCCGCCACCGGCCAAGAAAAGAUGCAAUGUGUGUCGACGUCGACUGAACAUCACCAAUAGCCAUACGUGCCGGUGCUCUGGAAUCUUCUGCGCGAGCCACCGCUACGCCGAAACCCACGACUGCUCAUUUGACUACAAAGCAGAAGGGCGCAAGUACCUCAGCCAGACAAACCCCUUGGUUGUUUUACCCAAACUGCCCAAAAUUUAGUCCCUGCCGAAUCAGGUUCUGUGACUUCCUCGACUAUUCUAAAGUUUGAAACUCUUCUCUUUAUUAAUUCGUAAGGAUUGUUAUUCACCUUUGUGUUGCUUUGAGAUUUGAUUAUGUAUUAACAUUUAACAGGAGCUUCUUGCUUGUCAAAUCAAUAAUUUUGAGUGAUAUUUUUGGAUUGAGAGCACUUAUUAUGAGAUUAUUCCAAUUUAAUGCAUUAUACCUAGUAUUAUAUAUAUUAUACUUUUUUCAUGCUAAUUGCAUUUUUGAUUCAAAUUCGUCUCACAAAACAUAAUAAAAGUCUAACUCGUAUGGCACCACGUAGAACAACGAAAGAAAAAUGCUACAAGGCAACAGUUAAGCUCAACUGCAAUUACAUUAAUUGCCACCAACAAAUAACCGCAUAUAUCACCAAUGUAGUCCUUCUCUGAAUGUGUCUUGGAAAUGUCUAUUGCAUUAGAUCAAUAAAUUAAUAUACAGAUUAAUAGGCGUAUAUAAUAAUUAAUAUUCUGAUGAAUCAUGAGCAAUGCGUAAUAUAUAUAUAUUGACUAGUGGUUGUUGAAUUGAGCCGCUUCAACCAAUCUGUUCCUGCUCUAUUUUAAUGUGAUUAUACACCUUUACGUGUUUAAUGUUGUUUAAGGUUUUUCUGUUCAAUAAACAUAUGCAAAAAUAUGGUAUCAAACGUUUUAAUUCAA
Cloeon dipterum is the source of this 2136-nucleotide messenger RNA. RefSeq names its product AN1-type zinc finger protein 4-like. The transcript is spliced from 7 exons. Bases 230 to 1441 code for a protein of 403 amino acids. Gene Ontology annotation, molecular function: zinc ion binding; protein binding. Lineage: Eukaryota; Metazoa; Arthropoda; Insecta; Ephemeroptera; Baetidae. The record is from RefSeq and is a predicted model, not a curated record.